AAAUGACGUGUCCGCCGUGUUGUGCUGCUCGGAGUGUGUCAGAUUCAGACUGAGAUGUCAUCAGUGCCCUGCAGCCAGCGACCUGGCAUCUACUCUGCGGCUCAGAUGUUUCCAGUAUAGACACUAUUGUGCUCAUUGAUGAAAUAUGGCAUCUUGUGAGACUGAAGAAGCACCAAACAAAUCAAUCCACCAUGACUUGGAGAAACCAGCUGAGGCCCCUGUAAAUUCUGAUCUUCCAUUUUAUGUCUGUGAGUUUGUUGAGAAAGAGAUUGGAAAUGAUUUCAAGUCUUUGCGGAAAGUCUCCAGUCUUAUUGAGAAAAUUGCAGAAGAGAAGAGACAUCUGGAGGAGCAGGUUCUGACUGUCUCUUCUGAGGCCCCAAAACGAAUUCAGGCUGCCCUGAAAAAUGCCCAAAAUACCCAGUCCACUCUCUCUGCUCUGCUGAAAAGAGAAGCCACUGUGAGUGAAUCCAUCACCAAGCACCUGGAAGAUGCUACAUCAUGGAUGGAUGAUUUAGGGGCUCUAACAGACCAGAUCUAUGAAGUUGAGAGACACCUAUCUUACUUAAAAUGGAUCUCGCAUAUUGAAGAACUAAGUGAUAAUAUUCAGCAGCACCUAAUGACUAACAAUGUAGCAGAGGCGGCCAGUGCCCUGGUGUCUAUGACAGAACAGGCUAUAAAGCUACAGGGUUCAUCAUGCAUUCAUCUGUUGAAAUUUAUUACAUCUACAGUACAGUUCUGGCACAAAAUAUUAAAAGACAAGUUAACAAGUGACUUUGAAGAAGUAUUAAGUCAGCUACACUGGCCUUUUAUUGGUCCUCAUCAGCCACUGUCACCAGUUUCGUCGUCAUCGUCAGCUAGUGUAACAGAGAUCUAUGCUAGUUUGAAAACUCUCUUCACUCAGCUCCUAAAGCUUCAAAUUUCAGAUGAAUUGAUAAGUAAACCUAAGCAGAUGCCAGAAAAAUAUUCUCUUCCGUCAUCUCCUCCUAUCAUUCUCCCAAUUCAGAUUAUGUUAUCUCCUCUUCAGAAAAGGUUCCGCUAUCAUUUUACUGGAAACAGACAAACAAAUGUGUUAAGUAAGCCUGAGUGGUACCUUACCCAGGUUCUCAUGUGGAUUGGAAAUCAUACAAAAUUUUUAAAUGAGAAGAUUCAGCCAAUUCUGAAGAGUGCAGGAUCCAAUGUGAAUGCAAAGAUGGAGUUCACUCGAGGACUUGUCAUGUUGGUACUGGAGAAGUUGUCUGUUGACAUAUCUUGUCUGUUGUAUGACGAUGUCCUUUUCUGUCACCUUGUGGAUGAGGUGCUCCUGUUUCAAAGAGAACUCCACACAGCACAUGGAUAUCUAGGCAGCCUGCCAAACUGCAUGCACAUCCUUUCAGAGGACACCUUCUUUCAACGAUGGCUGACAGUGGAAAGGAAAUUGGCUCUAGAGAAGAUGGAUUCCAUGCUGUCAUCGGAGGCUGCCUGGUCCUCACAAUACAAGGAUAUCGCCGAUGUUGAUGAGAUGAAAUUUCCAGACUGUGCAGAGACUUUUAUGACUCUUCUGCUUGUGAUAACAGACAGAUAUAAGAACCUCCCCACAGCAGAAAAGAAACUCAAGUUUUUGGAGCUGCAGAAGGAUUUAGUUGAUGACUUCAGGAUCCGUUUAACACAAGUGAUGAAGGAAGAGAGCCGAGCUCUUCUUGGCUUUAAAUACUGUGCCAUUCUGAAUGCUGGCAAUUAUAUUGCAACUGUGCUUGGCGAUUGGGCUGACAACAUUUUCUUCUUACAGCUGCAGCAGGCGGCACUGGAGUUCUGCACUGAUAUGAAUUCUAGCAGUAAGCUACAACUCGGACAGCUGGCUUCUAUGGAAAUCUCCGUCUUUGAUGAUAUGAUUAAUCUCCUGGAGCGAUUAAAAAAUGAUAUGUUAUCACGUCUGGUAGAGCAUGUUUUCAGAGAAGUCAAAGAAGGUGCAAAGAUGUAUAAGAAAGAAAGAUGGCUAUCGUUGCCAUCACAAUCAGAACAAGCCGUGAUGUCAUUAUCCAGCUCAGCAUGUCCAAUGCUACUGACACUCAGGGACCGUCUUCUACAACUGGAACAACAGCUGUGUCAUACUUUAUUCAAAAGUGUUUGGCAGAUGCUUGCUGACAAGCUGGAUUUGUUCAUUUAUCAAGACGUCAUCUUGGCCAAUCAUUUUAACGAAGGAGGAGCAGCACAACUGCAGUUUGACAUGUCACGGAAUCUCUUUCCUUUAUUUUCCCAUUAUUGUAAAAGACCAGAGAAUUACUUUAAGCAUGUGAAAGAAGCCUGCAUUAUUCUGAAUCUUAGUGUGGGCUCUGCCCUGCUCCUGAAGGACGUGUUACAGUCUGCAGCACAGUUCAUGGAUAAAACCGCUACCAAUGACAAAGUGCCCUCUGCUACAGCAGCACUAAAUGAACUUGGAGUUUAUAAGCUGGCUCCUCAAGAUGUGGAAAUCCUUUUCAAUUUACGAACAAACUGGCCAAAUACUGGAAAAUAAUUCUUUCUCCAUCCAUACCUUUUCGAGCAUCAGUCAGAUUCUUCUGCAUUAGCCAUUUAUAAAUGGGUAAAAUGAUGGUGAAUGAACCAACUAUCAUUUAAGUAAGGCUACUUUCACAUCUGCGUUUUUUUUCUUUCCGGUAUUGAGAUCCGUCAUAGGAUUUCAAUACCAGAGGAAAACCG
Bufo bufo (common toad) is the source of this 2673-nucleotide messenger RNA. It is a transcript of the gene RINT1, whose product is annotated as RAD50 interactor 1. The transcript has 14 exons. Bases 146 to 2491 code for a protein of 781 amino acids. Gene Ontology annotation, biological process: regulation of ER to Golgi vesicle-mediated transport; endoplasmic reticulum to Golgi vesicle-mediated transport; retrograde vesicle-mediated transport, Golgi to endoplasmic reticulum. Gene Ontology annotation, cellular component: Dsl1/NZR complex. Lineage: Eukaryota; Metazoa; Chordata; Amphibia; Anura; Bufonidae. The record is from RefSeq and is a predicted model, not a curated record.